AAGCUAGGCGUAUCCAUGGGAAUCGCAUGGCGCCCCAGAUUUGUUUUCCAAAUCCUUUCCAGUUCCAUCUCCCAGGGGUCUUGGAUUUCGAGCCAUCUAAUCUAGCCUGUUUUCAUAAGAGUACAAGUUACCCCCACUGCUCUUGUGCCACUGACUUUCUUCCUACUUGCACGUUAAAACGCAGCGUACAUAUUACACAAAGAUGGCUGGCGAAAUGCUUCCCUGGGAACAGCCUGUACCACUACGGCCACGACGAGAAACAGAGCAGAAGCAAAAAUUGCGGUCUGCCUGUGAUUCAUGUCAUCAAUGUAAAGUCAAAUGCUCUGGGGGUUCUCCAUGCUUCCGCUGCGCAUCUAAAGGCCUCUCCUGUCGCUACGGAUAUCAAAAUAGAGCAGGGAAACCCAAGGGAUGCAAGAAUCGCAAGACCAUCGAAAGAGCCCAUCGGCAGCAGCGGAUGGAACUGUAUUCCGCUCUUAAUCAGGAGCCCAGCAACCCGAAUCAAGGAUUUGAAGAUGUGAACUUCGGCAUACCCGACCCUCUGACGGUUUUGCCCGCCUCGUAUAUAGCAUCCGAACACUGGGACGCUGCGUCUAUGGCUAAAGGACCACUCUCCCCACUAGUAACAAAUAUCAACCCAGAGCUCAAGUCUACGGGUAUGCACGAUGAUGGCCUGUCAUCCUUGCAUGAUUUAGACGGGUGGACCGUGGACCUAAGGUCGAUUAUAGAUACAUCCGGGGGAAGCAGGUCCGAAGGACCAGAAGGCCUUGCAACGCCUAUAUCUUCUAACAAAGCAGAGUCCUUCACAGACAACGGCACGGAGCCCAACUCCCCCACAACACUUGAAAAUCAAUCAUACCAUUCUUCGGCCCACGGACUACCAAGGGAUAUAUGUACAUGCGUCCAAGCCCAAGCAACAAACAUAGCGGUACUUCACAAGCUAACAAACCGUGACAUUUCCGAUCGAUUUGACUUAGCUAUGAAAUCAGUAACGUCGACGUUAGAUACCUGCGAGCAUUUCAUCGCCUGCGGCGCAUGUAAUAAGUCGUUUCCCUUGAUCUUACUCACCUUUUCGGCGAUAGAGCUUAUCUUCAAGCUGUUCGAGUCACUCGCGGUAAAUAAUAGUAGCAUACUGCCUCCCGGAGAGACUCACAUCCUUGCAUGCUGUCUCGGCGAUUACAAAGUUAGCAAGGAAGAGGGAAAGGCAAUCCAGAAUGUCCUCCUUAAAAUGGUCCUUUCAAAGGGCAAACAAACACUAGAUGCACUGCACAACCUCGUUAAUGACUUCUCAGAGGCCAAAGAGUCCAAUGAUGCAAUCUUUUUGCAACAUGAUGGCUCAAAGCUGGAGAUACCUGAUCCUGUAACCCGGAAUACCCACCGAAAAUUGUCUAUCGUGGACCGGGACUAUAUGAACCAAUGCAUCAAACGCAAAAAGGAAGAGGUAGAAGCUCUCAUGACUACAGUGGCUGUAUGA
This is a messenger RNA of Trichophyton rubrum CBS 118892, 1471 nucleotides long. RefSeq lists its product as uncharacterized. Gene Ontology annotation, cellular component: nucleus. Gene Ontology annotation, biological process: positive regulation of transcription by RNA polymerase II. The record is from RefSeq and is a predicted model, not a curated record. NCBI's taxonomy places the organism in Eukaryota, Fungi, Ascomycota, Eurotiomycetes, Onygenales, Arthrodermataceae. Gene Ontology annotation, molecular function: zinc ion binding; sequence-specific DNA binding; DNA-binding transcription factor activity, RNA polymerase II-specific. The transcript has 2 exons. Bases 203 to 1471 code for a protein of 422 amino acids.